CAAAUAUGCACUUGUAAAUUGAGAUGCCUUGUUUGACUUGCAAAAACGUCUUGAUUAGCAGCAGCUCUUAGUAACAGUGCCACAGGAAACACAGAGAAAACAAAUGAACCCAGAAGAGCUGCUUUUCUUACCUGGGACUAGUAGUAAUAAAGAGAGAAAAUUUCUGUUUCGCACAGUAAAAAUAGCUCACCUGAUGCUUCCAGCUCCUAGCAGGUGACCUUACCUACAUACCCAGAUUUGCUUCUGAAUGGGACUCACCCUCCUUUGCAGGGACCUUUCUUUAACUUUCACCCAGUGAAGAAGUUUACUUGUGUCAGAGCAAGUCACCAUGAGGAAACAUUCAGCUAAGUGACGUUGCAGACAUCCAAAGUCCAAUCUUCAAGAAUAGAAACUGAAAGAAACAUGAGACUAAUAAAAGGAGAUCCAUCUCCCAAGAGGCUAUAGACAGAUACAGAAAUAUCAAUGGCGGCUGUUAGCAAUAGAGGUCGUGCACCCAGACAGAACAACCAAAGGUGGAAGAUGCAGCCAGAUGACUUCAAAUCAAACUAUUUGCCUUCCCAACACCCAAAGGUCGUAUAUCUGUUGUAUGAGAUCAAGUGGUGCAGAGGUACCGUCUGGAGGGGUUGGUGCUCAAACAAUUCUACCCAACAUGCUGAAGUCAACUUCUUAGAAAAUUGCUUCAAGCCCUUGUCAUCAGUUUCUUGCUCUAUCACCUGGGUCUUAUCUACUACCCCCUGUGGGAAAUGCUCCAAAAGAAUUCUGGAGUUCCUGAGGAUACACCCCAAUGUAACCCUGGAAAUAUUCGCAGCCAAGAUUUUCAAACAUCUGGAUAAUCGUAACCGGCAAGGUCUCAGGAACCUUAUGAUGAAAGGAGUCAUCAUACGUAUUAUGUGUCCUGCAGAUUACAGUUACAGUUGGAAAAGAUUUGUUGCAUACCAACAUGGAGAAGAAGAUUAUUGGCCCCGGAGUUUCAGUCUGUACAUCCUUCUGAACUGCAUAGAGCUCGAGCGUAUCAUUUGGGGGCUUCCUCCACUGUCAAACUUUGAAUACUAACAUCAGCAGCAUGCUUACAAGUUCACUUUGUGCACCACAGCAUUACCUACAGGACUGGAAAAGCCGAUUCCUGGCAGUCUUUCUUACUACAGUUUUGCACAAUGAGUUUCAUUCUGUCACUAUAAUAGGCCUUUAUACCCAGAAGGCUGGGCAUUGCUAAAUAUCGGACACAGCAGAAGGAGCAUUUCCUGUGGACAAGAAAUCAUUGGGAAGUUCAGAUGAUGCAGCCAGGCAACAAGGUUACAGUGCUCUGCAUCUUUAGAAGCCUUCCUGAGAGUCCAGUGUGGAUGAGAAUCAUACCCCAGGAUGAAGCCUUUCAGGUCUGAUGAUUCUGCAGUCCGAUUCUAUGAAUACUCUCUUGAGAGGACAGCAAAUAAUAUUUUUUCAUGCUCACUUGUUCUAUAGAUUUAAUCAGAGCAGAGCACUGUUUUUGAGAAUUUUUUAUGAAGGUCACUUUCAUGACUGUGUGUGUAAGUUUCAGAAAAUACCUCAUGAUAUAAAAUUAAUAUUUUUGUUAUAUUAUGAUUAUACUACUGCUUUUAUUACACUAUAAUACAAUUAUAUUACAAAGGA
This is a messenger RNA of Oxyura jamaicensis (ruddy duck), 1626 nucleotides long. RefSeq names its product apolipoprotein B mRNA editing enzyme catalytic subunit 1 (gene APOBEC1). Gene Ontology annotation, molecular function: RNA binding; cytidine deaminase activity; zinc ion binding. NCBI's taxonomy places the organism in Eukaryota, Metazoa, Chordata, Aves, Anseriformes, Anatidae. The coding region runs from base 463 to 1053 and encodes 196 amino acids. The record is from RefSeq and is a predicted model, not a curated record. Gene Ontology annotation, biological process: cytidine to uridine editing. Gene Ontology annotation, cellular component: cytoplasm; nucleus. The transcript is spliced from 5 exons.